AAAAUUUAACAUUUUCAUCUCAAAUUAAAUAAUAUAUGCAUUUCAGAAAACGGUGGGCUUUCCAUAAAUCUCCCUGUCUCUUGCUCACAGCCACCGCUUAAUCUUAGACAGAUUGAAUAUAAAGGAACUCGAUUCCCUUUCACGUCCAUUACAAACCCAGAUCACGCUUUCUUUUUAAUUCUCUUCUCUUUUUCAAGAUCUCCAGUUCAGAGCCAGCUAGAGUGACCAUGACCGCGACCAAUGGGGAGGUGCAUUCAGUGACUGCCAACGGAGGCUUUACGAAUGAAAAGCCCUUCAAGAUAUUUGUGGGUUACGAUCCAUGUGAAGAUGUUGCCUAUGAGGUUUGUCGCCAUUCUAUUUUGAAACGAUCCUCGAUCCCUGUCGACAUCACCCCCAUUGUGCAAUCAGAGCUCAGAACGAAAGGCCUGUAUUGGCGUGAGAGAGGCCAGCUUGAGAGCACAGAGUUCUCUUUUUCUCGUUUCUUGACCCCGCAUUUGGCUAACUAUGAUGGUUGGGCAAUGUUUGUUGAUUGUGAUUUCCUCUACUUAGCUGACAUUAAGGAAUUGAGGGAUUUGAUUGAUGAUAAGUAUGCCAUCAUGUGUGUGCAUCAUGACUAUGCUCCGAAAGAGACCACAAAAAUGGACGGGGCGGUGCAAACUGUGUAUCCAAGGAAGAACUGGUCUUCCAUGGUGCUGUACAAUUGUGGGCAUCCGAAGAACAAGGUUCUGACGCCUGAGGUUGUGAACACCCAAACUGGUGCUUUCCUUCAUAGGUUUCAAUGGCUUGAGGACGAAGAAAUUGGUUCCAUCCCAUUUGUGUGGAAUUUCCUUGAGGGUCAUAACAAAGUUGUGGAGGGUGACACAACAACAUUUCCUAAAGCAAUACAUUAUACUCGUGGUGGCCCAUGGUUCGAGGCAUGGAAGCAUUGUGAGUUUGCAGAAAUGUGGUUGAAAGAGAAGGAUGAGUGCGUGAAGGAAGCAGAUAAAUAAUUCAAAAGUAGAUAUCAUUCAUCAGCUGGAGUUGUUUUUUAUUUAAUUUUUUUAAAAAAAAAUUAAUGAGGAGGCUUAUCUUCUUGUGCUCUGUUAUUUUUACUUCAUUUGUAAUCUGUAUUAUCAUGCUACCAUGUUUGUAUUUCUUGGCAGCAGAGCUGGUACAAGUGCAUCAUCUGUCCUGAACUCCUCUUAUAUCAGGAACUGCUUUCCUAUGUAUUUAUGAGCAUUUUUUAAGAAA
Molecule: messenger RNA, 1230 nt
Organism: Populus trichocarpa (black cottonwood)
Lineage: Eukaryota; Viridiplantae; Streptophyta; Magnoliopsida; Malpighiales; Salicaceae
Product: protein CDI
Exons: 2
Coding region: 228-989 (253 amino acids)
Source: RefSeq, a predicted model, not a curated record